Messenger RNA from Ooceraea biroi (clonal raider ant), 396 nucleotides. Its product is annotated as small proline-rich protein 2B. The record is from RefSeq and is a predicted model, not a curated record. NCBI's taxonomy places the organism in Eukaryota, Metazoa, Arthropoda, Insecta, Hymenoptera, Formicidae.
AAAGUCGUUUGUUACAUAUAACAGAUGAAAAUCUAUUAUCAUCUGCCUCGUAAAUUUUCGUGCGUACAGGUUCAGUGAAAUUUCAGCAUCCAAAAUUUAUAGAAAAUUCAACAAGUGCGAAUAUGUCUAACUGCAAGCAGAAGCGAAAUUUUAUGGACGAAAUGUAUGGCAUCAUAAGCGAGAUAGAAAGAUUAAAGCCCGAGCCCGAGAUCUGCAACGUGAGCUGUCCUCCCCUGGGAUGCCCGCGAGGACCAUGUCCCGGGAUGUGUUGCUCGAAAGCAAUUUGCAAUCCUUGCUGCGUGUCGAAUAUGCCGUGCCAUUCAACGCCAUUCUGUCCACCUCGACAUUACAUGCCAUGUCGUUCAAAGCGAUAUUAACGCAGUGCGGCCUGUGAUU